AGCCGCCGCGGGAGCCCGGGAGGGGGGCGGAGGCGAGAGGAGGCGGCGGCCGCGGCCCGCGCACCAUUCGCUCCACCUGAUCUCGGGCGCUGUGCGCUGAGCCGGGCGCAGGCGAGCAGGAGCAGAAGGAGGGAGGGAGGCAGCCGCUGCAGCCACCGCCGCCACCAUGUCCUACCAAGGCAAGAAGAACAUCCCGCGGAUCACGAGUGACCGUCUUCUUAUCAAGGGAGGCAGAAUCGUCAAUGAUGAUCAGUCUUUUUAUGCUGAUAUCUACAUGGAGGAUGGGUUAAUAAAGCAAAUUGGAGACAAUCUGAUUGUCCCUGGAGGUGUGAAGACCAUCGAGGCCAAUGGGAAGAUGGUGAUUCCUGGAGGCAUUGAUGUCCACACUCAUUUCCAGAUGCCCUACAAGGGAAUGACCACGGUGGAUGACUUCUUCCAAGGGACAAAGGCAGCCUUAGCGGGUGGCACCACCAUGAUCA
Molecule: messenger RNA, 479 nt
Organism: Castor canadensis (American beaver)
Lineage: Eukaryota; Metazoa; Chordata; Mammalia; Rodentia; Castoridae
Source: RefSeq, a predicted model, not a curated record